This is a messenger RNA of Myiozetetes cayanensis, 5811 nucleotides long. RefSeq names its product myeloid associated differentiation marker like 2 (gene MYADML2). The transcript has 3 exons. The record is from RefSeq and is a predicted model, not a curated record. Lineage: Eukaryota; Metazoa; Chordata; Aves; Passeriformes; Tyrannidae. Bases 1874 to 2782 code for a protein of 302 amino acids. Gene Ontology annotation, cellular component: membrane.
GAACAGCAAAGACAGCACAAGACAAGCAUCAACAUAUUUCUCUUCUUGUAGUCAUUUGGGAACACACCCACUUCAGCACAGAGAAUCCCCUUUGAUGACAGGGGGAGGAGAGCAAGAGAGGGAUUGGGAAUUUGUAGAGGAGACCAUUCCUGGGGUGGGAGUUUCCCCCUGCAGCACAGGGUGUGGGGAGACUUGCAUGAGGAGUAUGCCUUACUCCCUGCUGCAGGAGGUUCUGGGACCAACUGUGUGUGGUUACACAGUGUGUAGGCUACAAAGAAUUUGGGCCUUUUUUUAGAAAAAUUCCCUGCGCUUUCAAGAUGGACCUUACAAGGUUAGAACGGUGGUGUUGUUCGUGAGAUCCCUUGUCUUGGGUGAGUAAACCCCAAGAAUGAACCAAACUGUAGGCCUUUGGUUCCUUUUCAUGGACUUCAGGAAAAGUCGGUCAGGAACACAGAGGGAAUCAGCUGUCCUGCUAUGCGUGAUGGGAUUAGCACAUAUUGAAGAUAAAAAAGUAGCUAAAGAGAAAAUGACUGGUACUGCCAGCAGAACUGAAAAACAGGAAAACAUCAUUGGAGUUUCCCUAUGAUCAGUUGGGUGAUUACUGAUAUCCUUUAUGUUUUAAUGACUUGGGUAUAAAAGUAAAAUUAUCCUGAUUAUGUUUUUCAUCUGUUUUCUGCUGUGCAGAAGCCACUGACAAAAGGGCAAGGCUGGAAGAAUUUGGUACCAUGUGUUAGUGCUCUAAGAUCUUGCAACUAGAUGAGAUUUUUUUGUCUCAGAGGGAAAGUGCCUGUGGUCCAUUUGGUGCACUGCUCUGCUGGUGUGAUUUUGGGGACCUUUGCCUUCUGCCAGCACUGCCUUCAGCACUGAGGGCUCUCCAGAGGGCACCACUUCCCAUGGCAUAGCAGAACCUGAGCAGCAGGACCAGCUCUGCCCCCUGAGCCCAGUGUCACCGAUUGGUCACGGAGUGCAGGGCAAGGGGGGAUGUGUCCUCAGGUGGGCUGUGACAUGGAGUGAUCCUGUGCUCUCUGCUGGUCCCUGGGCAGGUAGUAAGUGAUGACCAGGAUAUGCCACAGUACAGUCAGUAGCACACUGGCAAUGAGGCCUGGAAAACUUCUAGAGGUGAAGAGAGAGUCAGGAAGGGCAAGACUUUUCAGGGGAGAACCUCAUCACCUGGAGCUCCUCUGCUGUCCUGCUGCAUUUCCUGGUUGUUGUGAUGUUAAUUGUGCAACUUCCAUCCCAAAUGAAUACAGGUUUUGUACUUUUAGCACCAGAGGUCUUAAGGAAAAUUGGAGGGACUUGAAUGAAAGAGACGCUGAGGUUACAAGACAGUGUCAAAACUGAAGAGAUACAAGAAUAACUGGUCUCCACAGAAGUAAAACAGAGACAGGGAUGAGUUUAAGGAAACAGCAAGGACUGGCGCGGUAAACCUUCACAGCCACAAGCUCUCACUAAGGCUCAAAGCACAGCAGGUUCCUGCAAACGAUGCAGCAGAAAACUACAGCUGCGGAGCUAAAAUGGAAUAAAUGUCAGCCUCCAGGGAAAGCACCAUCCUGACUGAGGGAGAGGAGACCACAAAAGGACAGGACAGGGGCAGGUUUCAGACCUGAGGAAGCAGACUGAGCAGACGGCAGCACCCUGAGCUCACAACCAGUGGGCAGAGCCAGCCAGUCACCUCCCUGCAGCUGCAGGUCCGUGCAGAAAGCUGACAGAGACGUGGCGUCAGAGGCAGCUCCCACUGAUGCCGGCAGAGACCAGCAAGAUUUGAGCUGCCACUCCACUGAGUUGGGACCAGGUGUGACUCGGGGCAAAGGAGCAAAAACCUGAAAAGACAUUUGAGGGGGCUUUUGCCUGCAUUGUCUGCUGGACUGGAAAGAUGAUGGAGAGCACAGGAGGGCCAUAUCUAAACACAGCUGCAGUGACCUCUCCCGUUGGAAUAGCUCGAUUGCUGCAGAUGACCUUUGGAUGCACCACGUUCAGCCUGGUCGCCCACCAAGGUGGGUUCAGCGCUGCAUACGGCACCUUCUGCAUGUUUGUCUGGACCUUCUGCUUUGCAAUCACCGUGUUCAUCAUCACCUGUGAGUUCACACACCUGCACAGCUGCCUGAGUCUUUCCUGGGGAAACUUCACUGCUGCUUUUGCUAUGCUCGCCACGCUCAUGUCCGUCACGGCCGCAGUGAUCUACCCACUCUACUUCGUCCAGGUGGGCUGUUACCCCAUCGGCUGCGAGGUGAGAGACUUCCGCAUCGCAGCCAGUGUCUUUGCAGGCCUCCUGUUUGUCACGUACGCUGCCGAGGUGUUCUUGACCAGGGCCAAACCGGGACAAGUCACCAGCUACAUGGCCACCGUCUCCGGGCUCCUGAAAAUCGUUCAGGCCUUUGUGGCCUGCAUCAUCUUUGGGGCGCUGGUGAACGAUAGCCAAUAUGGCAAAUAUGUGGCGACGCAAUGGUGUGUAGCUGUCUACAGCUUUUGCUUUGUGGUGACGGUGGUGGUAGUGGCCUUCAGUGUCACAGGUAAGACUGCCUUGCUGUGGUUCCCCUUUGAGCGCUCUGUGGUCAUCUACACCUUUGGGGCCGUGCUGCUUUACGUGAGCGCUGCGGUCAUCUGGCCAGUGUUUUGCUUUGACAGCAAGUACGGCUCCCCGCAACGCCCCAGCCUCUGUGCCAAGGGCAAGUGCCCCUGGGACAGCCAGCUGGUGAUCGCCAUCUUCACCUAUGUUAACCUGCUGCUCUACGUCCUAGACCUGGCGUACUCCCAGCGCAUCCGCUUUGUCUCACACCUCUGAAACGGGUCAGAGCUGUCCCAGCGCUGUGGAGCCGCUGCGGUUGCAGAGGGAUGGGCCGUGAAGCAGGGAGGCACUGGGCAAAACCAUCAGCCAAACUUCAAGGUUAAGACUGACUGCAUUAACGAGUCAAUGACCUGGAGUGGGUGGGCUGCAGCUGACACUAGGCACAGUCCACCUCCCCCAGGGUUCUGCCCCACCUGCCUGGUGCCAGCACGAAGGAAUGACGCAGCUCCACGUGCAUCUGCCGACAGCAGGAAUGCUUGCAGCCAGGGCUACAGGCUACCAGAUUACUGAUCCAAAUAUUAGGAAAGACACCAAGGAUUUUGAAACUGCUACCAGCACUUAACAGGAACCAACUGACUACCCGGGAACUGGGAAAGUUAAAAGCUGCAUCAAGGAACACCAGUCCUGGAGAUGAAAACCAAUCCCUUGGAGUUUGGGUUAGUUUGGGCAGUGUGGUGAGACAUGGAAUGCCUGCAAGUGUGAGCAGUCCCAGUCGGGCCGUUUAUGAGAAGAACAUCAUAGCUGUAAUAGUAUUUUGAACGUUACCAGUCCUUACCCUUCCUCUCCUUCACUGUCUAGCACAGAAAAGGAGUAAACUCAAGCAUGUACCUUGGAGGAGGCCUGGGUAUUAUUUAGCAAACACUAAGUCACUACAGAAAUUAAAAUUUGCAAAGCUGGGGCUCUGCUGCUGAGAAUCAAGGUGCAGAGCAGAGCCAAUCUGCAAAGUGACUGCGUGUGACCUGCUGUCCUUGCUCCAGCAGCACAGAAGGUACCUUAGCACAUGCUCUGUGUUGGUUCAUGGGCUGCUGUUUCUUUAUACUGAUGUCAAGAUUCUUUUUUUCUGGAAGCUUAAAGAUAAAUUCUGGGGAGAUAGGAAAAGGAAGGCAGAGAUUUAUUGAUCUCAUAGUGCUGCACAAGAGACCAAAUUGGGCAGGGAGGGGGCAUGGACAGGACAGGACGUGACAGAACUUGCACACAGUGGUAACAGAUUGGGACCACUGCCCCAGAGCAGCUCAGGUGCAGGAUUCCCAAGCCCUCUGCAUCACUGAGGAGCCACAUGUCUUGGACCCAUUCCUGACAAAACACUCACUUUGAAGUCUAACACUGUUCAGCUCGGAUUUCAGGCUCAAUAGGAAUCUUCAUUUGUUCCAGGGAGAAGCCAGAAUGUCCGAGUGCUUGUGCAGCACAUGCAGACUCAGUGCUUUGAUUAAAAUCUCCAGUAGCUGCCUGUGAGAAGCAAGAUUUAUUUUUUAACCAAAUUAAAAUAAAGCUGAAUGGCAGAUGUACACAUCUCCUGAGAUCUGUAUGCUGUCACCCUGCUCUCCACACUCCCAUUGCAGCAGAGCCCCUCUGCUUUCUGCCCAAAAGCAGCGCUCGAUUUAUUUUGGUGUAUGAAGCCUGAACACAGACCAAGAAAGUACAGACAUGGGACAGCUGAGACCUCUGAGUGGAUUCUUUGCAGCAGAGUCACUCAGGAAAAAGGAAGGAAACUUACUUUUUAUCAGUGCUUUGUGUGGGGUUUGAAAAGCAAAAAGGGAAAACUUGUUGGGACAGAUUAUGUUAGAUAAUUCUGUAGUGAGCAAGGACCAAGCUUAGCAGUGGGAAGCAUUAGUCAGGAAACAGGGCAAGAAUUGGGAUCCAGUAAAAAGGGAAUGCAUGGAAGAGCCUUCCAAGGGGGUUUUCCCUUCUGCAAGUCCCCAUGAAGGGCAGGCAGUCUGGAAGAUGUGGUCCAACAGGAGGCUGCUAAGGCAAGACCCAAGACUAUCUGCUAUAGAUAUAAAUCAGGAGCUUUAUUUCUUGCCACCCAAAAGACUUACAGGUGGUACAAGUACAAAAUGCUGAUUUGGGAGAGGAAAUUCACUCGUGUUGGAGGAGGCAGUUUACAAAGAACCACUGCACACGAAGGGACCUCAAGCCUUUACAAUGUAUUCCUGUUAAACCCACCAAUGUGAACAAAUUAAGCUGUGUCGCUCUUUAAAAUUACUUGUUUUUUGUUAUUACAGAGCACUAAAAGCCAAACAGAUGCCUGUGAAGCACCAUGGCUUCUGUUAUAAAAUUCAACCCUGCAAGCCCAGGCAGGUUGCUUAAGGAAAGCCCUGUCCUACAGGCUCUGGUGUGGCUCAGGAGGCUGGGAGGGCCAGGGAGAGGGUCCCCAGCAGUCAGUGCCUGCAGGCUGGGGGUGCUUGGCCCCAGAUGUGACAUUGCCAGUCGCUAAGGCAAUGGCAACUGUUGGAAAGCCCCUUGGCUGGUAGCUGUGGUUCAGCCAGGCACUGCUGGCUUCUUGCUGGGAAGACUUUACACCAAGUAGGAGCAGGAGCAGCAACAUGAUAAAAUCUGACAAUGACAUGGAGUUGAUGUAACUUACACUGAGCCAGGGACAAAGAAAGGCCAGAGAGAAACAGGUAAGUAGGAAACAACGGGGAUAAAAUUGAAUGCCUUCACAAUGAGGAGAAAAUAGAAUUUAACAUGGAAAUCACGAUCCCACUGACUGGAAGAGUGAAAGACAAGUCAUUGCCAAGAACAGCGUGUUCAGAUUUAGCUUUCUCAUCUGCCAGCCAAAGACCGAGCAAAAAAUGUGAGCAUGGUCAAAAUGGCAAAAAAAGAUUGUGUGGACAACAAUCCUUUAUUUUAGGAGAAAAAAAAAUAAUAAAAAAAAAUCAAAACCUCAUGCUUUAGUGGUUAAAACACUCCCCAACCACUGGAAACUAUGAGAUUGCCCAAUCCAGGGCAGAGGACAUCCAGUAUUUGCUCAGCAGGAUUUACCAAUCAGCUGUGUCAUGAUUCAGUUCAUCAAACCCCCUUCAUUUCCAGAGUGUAUCUACCCCCUUAAUUAAUAGAUAAGGAUCAAGUAGGUCACCGUGAACGGGGCUUCAGGAUACAUCAACCAUCCCCAAGGUUUUUUGGUAAGCUGAUGCCAGGAUGUAUGCGCGUUCAUUGAGCAUUACAGACUUGUGUUUGCAGCCAAUCUCUACAGCGCCCAGAGGAUUCCAGCCUGGACAGAUUGAUAUAAAAAUCUGAAUCGCUAA